Messenger RNA from Zygotorulaspora mrakii, 957 nucleotides. RefSeq lists its product as uncharacterized. The record is from RefSeq and is a predicted model, not a curated record. Gene Ontology annotation, molecular function: ATP:ADP adenylyltransferase activity; ATP binding. Gene Ontology annotation, biological process: nucleotide metabolic process. The transcript has a single exon. NCBI's taxonomy places the organism in Eukaryota, Fungi, Ascomycota, Saccharomycetes, Saccharomycetales, Saccharomycetaceae. The coding region runs from base 1 to 957 and encodes 318 amino acids.
AUGUUACCCAAGGAUCUAUCGCAAAGGAUUGCUGAUAAAUAUGCCACUGCUGUGGAUAACGGUCAUGUUAAAUUUACCCAGUCUUCGACAAAGAAAGUGAAGGAUACUGUAAGUGGUAUGCCAUAUGUUUUAAGUUAUGCGCCCAGUUUGCUGGAUAAGCCUGAGCGUGGUGAUGACCCUGAACGGAACCCCUUUGGUCAGCCAGAGCCUGAGCUUACUGUCCUGGAGGAUGUCGCUGACGGGGAGUACAGGCUACUGUUGAACAAGUUCCCUGUUGUAGCGGAACACACGUUACUCGUCACCAAGGAGGUCAAACAGCAACAGAGCCCACUGAGUCCAAUUGAUCUUAUGACGGCUUACAGAAUCUUGGACAGAUUGGAUGACGAGGAUGAAAAUGUUAGACAUAUGGCAUUCUAUAACUGUGGCCCAUCAAGCGGUUCUUCGCAGGACCACAAACAUUUACAAAUCUUGAGAUUACCUCAAAAUUUUUUGACUUUGCAGGACAAAUUGUGUGCUGGUAAGUCCCAUUUUUUGCCUAAUUUCAAGACCGAGCCAUUGCAGGAUAACAAAGUAUCAUUUGCUCACUUUGUCUUGCCCUUACCGGAGUCCAAGGAAGAGGUAGAUGAGGAGCUUUUGACAAUGUCUUACGUCUCUCUGCUCCAAAGAGCCCUCACGUUUUUCCAGGAUUGGCUCGGCGAGAGACCCGCACUGCAGAACAACAUGGGCUACAAUUUCCUAUUGACUAAGAAUUGGAUAUGUGUCGUCCCACGUUCCAGUACAAAGGCGAGCUCAAUUGACAUUGGAUUCAACGCCACGGGUUUCGCUGGUCUUAUCCUUGUCAAAAAAGAAGAUAUCUACAAUAAGAUCCAGGAAGAUUCGAAUAUUAUAAACACGGCGCUAUUGGAAUGUGGCUUCCCCAACACAGCAGGUGUCAAAUCAAACGAGUACAAUUACUAG